Porites lobata is the source of this 1113-nucleotide messenger RNA. Lineage: Eukaryota; Metazoa; Cnidaria; Anthozoa; Scleractinia; Poritidae. The record is from the annotation of a GenBank genome assembly.
AUGAACACCUCUGGAAAUUUCUGUCUUAAGUGUGGUUGUGAGUUUUUGGAUAAAAAAAGAAAGAGGAAUAUUACUGGCGAAUUUGGAAAGAUUUACCAGGCUGUGUUCAAUGAAAAUUUAAGUGAAAAUGAUGCUCUGCCUCGUGCAGUUUGUGCAAGCUGCAAAUACCAAAUUGAAAAGGCAUGGCAACAGUCAAUAAAAGCAGAACAACAGUCAAUUCAAUACUUGUCAUCGUUAAAAAGAAAACAUGCCCAGUCUCCUUUGUCAUCAAGUUGUGGUGACGAGCAAACAGUGACCCGAAUAGAACGUAAGAGGAAAGGUCACAGACUUGUUUUUGAAGCCAACUGCCCUGAACAAAUGUCGGUAACAGCAAAUACACAUCCAGCAAAAGAAUGUGCAUAUAUUCUACCAAAGUUACUCACACCAUCUGCAGCAUUGGCUCAUGCAUGUGUCAGUGAACAGCCAUCAAUCAUACGUCAAGUCAGAGAAGUACAUAAUGUUGCUACGCAGACUCCAAAAUCAAGCUGUCAUUGCCAGCCAAGUGCAAAAAAAGGUACAUUUGUUAAGGUAAGCAGCCAAUAUAAUAUUAUUUUUCCAGUAAUUAUCAGGACAGCUUGUCUACAAGAUCAGCUAAGUUACGUGUACUGAUCUUACUCACAUCAUGUCAUAUUAAUUUGGGGAAUGAAUUCAAAGAUACUAGUCUUGGUCCCCAAGUAAAAUGAAGGCUGCAGUGUAAUAAACCACUUGCGGAAAUUCUAGACAGGUUUGCACAUGUGGCAACUAAACAUGUAAGCACUCAGUCAUCUGUCCAGAUUAGUCUCCUUGUAACCACAGGGCAUAAGCAUAAUAAUAUUGAAAAACUGCCAAAUUUCAUUAUCAUUGGAAGCAAGUAUCAAUCUAAGCAGUAUGCCUUUAUUUAUGAAUGCAAUGAAUAAUGAUGUUGUUUUCUUUGUAAUGAUGUUGAUUCAGUUGUAAUUUUGUUCUUUAAUAUACAAUAAUUCUUAUGUUCUGAUCAAGGUGAUUGUGCACUUCAAAUCCAAAACUGUGUCAAGGGAAUUACCCAAAGAUCAAAGCACUCUGGGGAUAGCCCUUUGCUUAAAACGACCUGCUUAA